AUGCCACAGCUUCCAAGAAGACAUCAACGAAUAGAAGACGAAUCAUCGUCCUCACAAAAUAGCGAUAUCAAUAUCAAUAGCAAUAGCAAUAACAAUAGAUUAUUGAGAGAAGCUGAAGAUGUUUCAGACAGUAUAAUACGACAAGAAGAAACACAAGAUGAGGAGGCCAUCUCACAGCAGCUUCCUUCUUCAUCGCCACCGCCUGCUUCAUCUCCAGCAUCAGGUGUACAUCGGAUUCGGAAACGAAACAUUCGCUUGAUAUUAACCUACACAUGGAUCAUCUUUGCGGGUCGAUCCAUUUGGAAUCAAAAUGUCUUGGCCACCUUUUGUUUCCUCUUGUCUGGCAAGGACCCCAAAUUGGUGGGCUACUUGACGGCCGCCAUGGGAAUUUGCCAAUUACUUGUAAGCUUCCCAGUUGGUUACCUUGCGGAUAAGUACCGGAGAGACCAUUUGCUCAAAUUAGCCUCGUGCAUCGGAAUGGUGGCAGCCGGAACCACCCUGAAGGUAUUGUUUUGGAAUGGACAUCAGCAUCAGCCAACCUAUUCGGCGUUGAUGUUUUCGCUGUGUAUCUGGGGUUGCUUUUGGGGAAUUGCCAAUACUUGUCUGACGGCGGUCUUUGCCGAUUCGAUUGAAAAUGGUGAACGAUCCAAGUACUUUACGAAGAGGAGUAUUCUCAUUAAUCUGGGAAAUCUGUCGGGCCCGACUGUCGCAUUGACCAUGUUUUUGAUACUGGGCAAUGAAUGGACGUUAAUGGAUUGUGCCUAUGUUAUGGGUACUGGGCAAAUAAUAUGUUUACCAGCAAUGGUCUUAUUAUGCUUCCUGAAGGAUCCACAAUGGCAAGAACAACAAGAAUCACGUCCUGAGGAUUGUGACGACAUGGUUGAAACGAGUCGUCAGGAGGAGGAUUCCUUGCGGACACCGUUGCUGUCGGACCUUGAAGAAGAAGCUGACGACGAAAGAUCCAUACAAGCAAAUGGGCGACAAGGCACUAGUACUCCACCUGAAACUCGUCCGCAUCGAGAUGAAACCUACAAUGCCUCGAAACUGGCCAGUAUGCUGAGUUACUUGUGUGGUGGUUGCUGUUUGCACAGCGAUGGUGGACCACCGAAACGAAUCAUUCCAUCAUUGGUGGCUUCCGCAGAUGUGCUGUCGGGCUUGGCAUCUGGCAUGUCCAUUCGAUAUUUUGCCAUUUUUCUCUAUGAUAAUUUGCACUUGAAGCCAGUUCAUGUGCAAUUGCUAUACAUAAUUGCUCCUUUACUACAAGCGUGCUUGGCCAAACUCGGACAAGUGUUGGCCAAGUCGUAUGGGCGAUGCAAAGUUACGGUUGCCUUCAAGUGGAUUGGAGUCUCUUUUAUGAUGGCCAUGGUCACAGUGACGAAACUCAGCCAAGAAAGAAUUGAAAAUGGCGAUAAACUUGUUAUUGCAAUGAUUUGUACAUUGAUGGUGAUAAGAACAGGCUUUAUGAAUGCCACGAGUGCCUUGACCAAGUCGGUCUUGAUGGAUUACGUCCCCAAUGACGAACGGGCCAAGUGGAGUGCCCUCGAGAGUUUCAACAUGUUCAGUUGGAGUGGAAGCGCCGCUUUGGGUGGUAUCUUGGUGGAUUAUCACGGGAUUCUGUUCAACUUUUGCAUUACGGCGAGCUUGCAGUUUGUAGCAACCUGGCCUCAUUUGUUGUUGGCCCGAGCUGCAGUAUUACGAACGAAUGAGAAUGAGAAUAAUACGCAUAAUCAUCCAGAGAGAAGUCAAAUCGAGGUGGACCGAAGUAGCGACAGAAGUAAUACUGACGGGCGAGAUAGAAGAGAUGCUAUCGCUUAA
This is a messenger RNA of Cylindrotheca closterium, 1815 nucleotides long. NCBI's taxonomy places the organism in Eukaryota, Bacillariophyta, Bacillariophyceae, Bacillariales, Bacillariaceae. The record is from the annotation of a GenBank genome assembly.